AUGAGGGGCCAGGCUUCGCGCGAUACCGAGGAACUCAUUAUGAGAGGGCCACGAGACGCUGCAUACGUUGGGGUUCAAAUGACAGAAAGCCCAUGUCCACGCUCCCAAGAACUGAAGACGUUAACGGGGUGGUUAAGCGGACAGAAGGCUGUUGGGUUGCUGGGCAGACGGUUACUUUGCGGAGAGUCUAAGCCAGUGAAUGGGGUGCGAAAUGGGGCGACUGUCCAAUGGCCUCCAGCCAUGUUGUCGCAAAAGGAAGCCGCUAGUGAUAUAACCCCAGUGUCAUUGGGUAAUGGAAAGCUUCGGAGCAUCAGGCACACAAGCAGAAAAUCCACUUCAGCAAGGGAGGGUCAUACCCGAUCUGAAAAACUGGCGGCCGGUUAUCUAUUGGCAGACAUGACAGACCACAUGCACGCACACAAGUACACAUAUUGCAUCUAUUGCUCGCCAUCUUCUGGAUAUCUCGGACCCGGUAACAUCCCAUGCUUUUCGAUACACAAAUCAAGCCGAGCCAACCUCCAGGCCCAUGCUUUUGCCUAUGCACCAACGGUGAAACGAAAAGGGACCGCCAUGGUACCGAUGCUUGUUAUUGACCGAUCAAUCGCGUCCCAUCCAUCAAAGUUCUCCGAAAGCUUCGUGUUGAUAUGUUUACCUGCAAACUCAGAAUCAACUUUGAGUUUGUCCCACGGCGUGCGGGUUGCUGCACCAGCAUUCAAAUCUUGA
Lindgomyces ingoldianus is the source of this 723-nucleotide messenger RNA. RefSeq lists its product as uncharacterized. Lineage: Eukaryota; Fungi; Ascomycota; Dothideomycetes; Pleosporales; Lindgomycetaceae. The transcript has 7 exons. The coding region runs from base 1 to 723 and encodes 240 amino acids. The record is from RefSeq and is a predicted model, not a curated record.